UUUUGCAGCUGUGAAUUUCAAGUGUGCUCAUUCUCUGUGCACGGUUGGUGUAUACUAUACCCUUUUCAUAGUCAGGGCGAACCGCAAACUAUUCUCAGACUCCUCGGCUAGGAGUUGAAUUUGUGGAGAGAGAUGGAGAAUGUUGAACAGGUUCCGCACGAAGAGGCGGUGGUACGAGAAGAACCUCUCGAAACAGAGCAGCAACAGCAGCAGGAAGAAGUACUUGUGGACAUUGGACCGCUUGAGGAAGGCGCUGUUAGUGUCGAGGAUGGCUCGGCUAGUGGAACAGCACUCGAGCAACAGGAGGGCCUGGAAGACGCAUUGGAGCCGUCGACUGUGGAUACGACGCAUGCAGGAUGUGCAGCAGAGGUUUCAGUUGUAUCAGGGGUCACCCUAGACGAAGCUGGCAUCACUCAGUUCUUGGAGGUGGGGGACAUUGACGAAGGAACCCAGUUUGAGAGAGACUUGCAGCAGUGGCUGGCUCUGAAAGAGGAAGAGGUGAAGAACAUGGCUGCACAGCUAGCGGAGGUCGAGACUCACCGUCAGCAACAGGCCCAGGAGUUUGCUGCUGAAAUAGAGCAACUCAAACAAUGCCAUUCGGAGGAGAUUGAAAACGCUCUCGCAGCGUCUACUGAGGCACAAGAGGAAUUGAAUAAAUGCGAGGCAAAGUAUAAGGAGGAUUAG
Molecule: messenger RNA, 684 nt
Organism: Geodia barretti
Lineage: Eukaryota; Metazoa; Porifera; Demospongiae; Tetractinellida; Geodiidae
Source: the annotation of a GenBank genome assembly